GAGGAAUCGCUCGCUGCGUGUCCUUGAGCGUGGGUUCCUUAAAGAACUACAAUUCCCAUCAACCACUUUGACGCCAAGAGCCGCUCAACAAACAGGGAUGCAGCGAGACAAAACUGGAACCUCCGGCGGUGCUGAAAAGCCCGACCGAGAGGCCGCAAUCAUGUCCAAAUACUACGACGGAGUCGAGUUCCCUUUCUGCGACGAGUUUUCGAAGUAUGAAAAGCUUGCGAAGAUUGGCCAGGGCACCUUUGGGGAGGUGUUCAAGGCCAAGCACAGACAGACGGGGAAGAAGGUAGCCUUGAAGAAAGUUCUCAUGGAAAAUGAGAAGGAAGGGUUCCCCAUCACCGCCCUGAGAGAAAUCAAGAUUCUGCAGCUCCUGAAGCACGAGAACGUUGUGAACCUUAUCGAAAUCUGCCGGACUAAAGCCACCCAGUUUAACCGCUACAAGGGCAGCAUCUAUCUGGUGUUUGACUUCUGCGAGCAUGACCUGGCGGGGCUGCUUAGCAACGCCAACGUGAAGUUCACCCUGGCCGAGAUCAAGAAGGUCAUGCAGAUGCUUCUGAACGGACUCUACUACAUCCACCGGAACAAGAUUCUGCACCGUGACAUGAAGGCGGCUAACGUUCUCAUCACGAGGGACGGCGUGCUGAAGCUGGCCGACUUCGGCCUGGCGAGGGCGUUCAGCCUGGCCAAGAACAGCCAGGGAAACCGCUACACCAACCGGGUGGUCACGCUCUGGUAUCGCCCCCCGGAGCUGCUCUUAGGCGAGCGGGAUUAUGGCCCCCCCAUAGACCUGUGGGGGGCGGGAUGCAUCAUGGCGGAGAUGUGGACCCGGAGCCCCAUCAUGCAGGGCAACACCGAGCAGCAUCAGCUGACCCUCAUCAGCCAACUGUGCGGCUCCAUCACUGCUGAGGUGUGGCCCAGCGUUGACAAGAAGUAUGAGCUGUACCAGAAGAUGGAGCUCCCGAAGGGGCAGAAGCGCAAGGUGAAGGAGCGUCUGAAGGCCUACGUGAAAGACCCCUACGCCCUGGACCUGAUCGACAAGCUGCUGGUCCUGGACCCCGCGCAGCGCACAGACAGCGACGACGCCCUCAACCACGACUUCUUCUGGUCCGACCCCAUGCCCUCCGACCUCAAGAACAUGCUCUCCACCCACAACACCUCCAUGUUCGAGUACCUGGCCCCGCCCCGACGCCGGGGCCACAUGCCCCAGCAGCCGGCCAAUCAAAAUAGGAACCCUGCCACCACCAGCCAGACAGAGUUCGACCGGGUCUUCUGAUUGGCGGGCCGCGGGAGAUCGGUGGACUCGGAUUGGACGAAAGUUGCGGGCGCUCUGGUGGCAUAGGAUCGCUUGCACCCACCUGCCCUUUCAACUGGAAAUGUCUUACACAGGUGGAGAAUGGCAGCAGACUGAUUUUUUUUGUAUUCCCCUAACUUUGUUGCCUCUUGCCCGUCAUGGGGGUGGGAGUAGGGUGGCUCGUUGACUAUGUACCUGUGAGGGUCACUCGUGCCCGUGACUGCCUGUCGCAGAGGUCUGACUCCAGGCCCGUGAGCCUGACGGGACAGCUUCCGAACCUGAGAGAAACUGAGGCAGCCCUGCGUGCACCGUGACGGCCACACCGCCCGUUGCCCUCUGCCCCCAGCGUAUCGUGGCUCAUUCCGGCAGGUUGUAUUGAUGAACGCAGGGCUUUCAGGGACCAGCCAAGUAACCCUGUGCUCUGCCUGUUCGUUGGAUUUCGUGGUUCCUUUUUUCAUUUUAAUUUUUUUCUAAAUUAAUCUUUUAUUUUUCUAAAUCAUGUGGACGCGCCUCGGUGCAGUUAUUCGUGUAUUUGUGUCUGGGUACGGUACACUAAUAAACCAUAUAGAAUUACAGAAAAGC
Molecule: messenger RNA, 1879 nt
Organism: Conger conger (European conger)
Lineage: Eukaryota; Metazoa; Chordata; Actinopteri; Anguilliformes; Congridae
Gene: cdk9
Product: cyclin-dependent kinase 9 (CDC2-related kinase)
Exons: 8
Coding region: 98-1279 (393 amino acids)
Biological process (GO): protein phosphorylation
Cellular component (GO): nucleus
Molecular function (GO): ATP binding; cyclin-dependent protein serine/threonine kinase activity
Source: RefSeq, a predicted model, not a curated record